CCGCUGAGCUUCUCGACUGAACGGUUCCGUUGUGUGGACGACAGUUCAUUCUCCAGUGCUGCGUGAACCAUAGGCGUGAACCACAGCAGAAGAGCAGGGAGGUGGGAGUCAAAGGGGAUUCCCUACGAACAGCACCACCGCCGACCUUAGUGGGCACAUCCAAUCCUAGCCGCAGCUUGCAGUAGCACACAACAGAGGAACAUGGCUAACAUUGCAGUCCAAAGGAUCAAGCGAGAGUUCAAAGAAGUUCUCAAAAGCGAAGAGACGAGUAAAAACCAAAUUAAAGUAGAUUUGGUGGAUGAGAAUUUCACAGAGCUGAGGGGAGAGAUAGCUGGCCCCCCAGACACACCAUAUGAAGGUGGCAGAUUUCAGCUUGAAAUAAAAAUCCCAGAAACAUAUCCUUUUAACCCACCAAAGGUGCGGUUCAUCACAAAGAUUUGGCAUCCUAACAUCAGUUCUGUGACGGGAGCUAUUUGUCUGGACAUCUUAAAAGACCAAUGGGCGGCUGCUAUGACUCUACGGACAGUGCUUUUAUCUCUACAGGCUCUCCUGGCCGCAGCUGAGCCUGACGAUCCCCAGGAUGCGGUCGUAGCAAACCAGUAUAAGCAGAACCCAGAGAUGUACAAACAAACGGCCAAGCUGUGGUCUCACAUCUACGCAGCUGCACCCGUCUCCAGUCCCGACUACACGCGCAAAAUAGACAAACUCUGUGCCAUGGGCUUUGAUAAGAACGCAGUAAUAGCAGCGCUGUCGUCCAAGUCGUGGGACGUGGAGACCGCGACCGAACUGCUCCUUAGCAACUGAGAAACGUGUCAAGAUUCCCCCGAUGCAUUCACUGAACCCCCCCCCCCAACUCCACCACCCUCACGCAACACAUCCACCCAGGCCUUCCAUCUCACACCUCCAGCCACCGUGACCGCCAUACACACCGCCUUCCUCCUCAAACUACCCCCCCCCCCCCCCCUCCCCAUGGCCAUUAUGCUCACCACCUCGCUGCCUACUGCCUCCCCACCGUCUCUCAUCCAUCCCUAGAGCCAUCCAUCCCUCCGUCGUUAAACUACACCGUUCCCUCGGACACACCACGCUGCACCUAGCCGCGGACCCGGUCCCCGUUGAGGGCAGCAGCAGCAGCCUUAACCCGGUAGAUUUAUGAUUUAUGCGAUGACCUCCAAAGCAAAUGCCUUCAGUUGCUUGCCUGGUACAGUGCACUGCCACUUAUUCUUAUUGACUCAUUUUCUGGCUGGUUGAAUACUCCCGUUAUGUACAUUCAUAUUUAGUUGAUGUAUUUAUAUAAUGUGAUCCAAUUGGAACUGUCAAAAGCUUUGUGUUUUUGCAGUGGAGAGUGAAGAGCUGGCAUAGUAGUUAGGUAUGGAUCAACUUGUUUUCACAAGGUUUUUUGUUUUGUUUUACAAUCCCACAAGAUGAAAACUAGCAGAAUAUGGUAUUAACAUAUGCACAGCAGAAGAGCGAUAUCUGUAAAUAGAGAAAAGUCUGUACAUUUGAAAAUGAACGGUUAUAUACUUUUUCUUUCUUAUAAGAUGUUAUAAAAAUAUUUUAAAUAUGGA
This is a messenger RNA of Gadus macrocephalus (Pacific cod), 1565 nucleotides long. It is a transcript of the gene ube2kb, whose product is annotated as ubiquitin-conjugating enzyme E2Kb (UBC1 homolog, yeast). NCBI's taxonomy places the organism in Eukaryota, Metazoa, Chordata, Actinopteri, Gadiformes, Gadidae. Gene Ontology annotation, biological process: protein polyubiquitination; proteasome-mediated ubiquitin-dependent protein catabolic process. The transcript has 7 exons. Gene Ontology annotation, molecular function: protein binding; ubiquitin conjugating enzyme activity. The coding region runs from base 202 to 804 and encodes 200 amino acids. Gene Ontology annotation, cellular component: nucleus. The record is from RefSeq and is a predicted model, not a curated record.